AAAGGCGUAGCCAUUUUGAUUUUGACGAAUAUUGACAUACGUCGUGGAGUCUAGACAGAAAGUCAUUUGUUACGGCAAAAGUGACAUGUAAACAUUUAGAAAUUUCGGGGGCAUAAAAUUCGCUGCAGCCGCGUGCUUCCUGAGGCCGGUCGUGACACGGGGGGGAAAAAAAGGACGAAAAGGAAAGAAUUAACAAAACGGGAAGAGAAAGAGAGGAUCGUCCGACAACAAAUGCGAUAAGUGGAAGCGUGCUAAAUAUUAUACAAGAACAUUAAUUAAAACAACAACAAAUCGGGACAAAGCAACAAUAAUCAGCAGAUUGAAAGGACGCAAUGCAACGAUCUGCGAGGGAUGUAAUUUAAGCGGGUUCCGGUGGUUCAACAGUGCUCUUCCUUAUUAUAUUUUUUUUUUACGUUGUUGUUAAAUUUUUUUUUAAAAAAAAUAUUUCGUUCGUCCUUUUUGUUGGUUGAAUCCUUGUUUUGGUUCUGACUUCUUCUGGGAUGUCUUCGGAUCGCCUGAGAUUUACAACGAGACCUCGCCGAGGGAUUAUUUUGAAAUAAGAUGUAGGUAAGAUGCGAUGGAUAGUGGAGUUAAGAACACGAAGAAGACGACGACGACGACUACGACGAUGUUAAGUGUAGCAACCGGCGGGGAUUCCGUUCCCCAGCAACCGUUGGCCGCCUCAGUAUUUCCAACUACGGAUUCGGAUCAGGCACAAUUCGAAGCCGAUAAAAGAGCAGUUUACAAACAUCCAUUGUUUCCAUUGCUUGCACUGCUCUUCGAGCGUUGCGAGCUGGCGACGCAAUCUUCGGAGCCGCAGUCGAGCGAUGCCUUCAAUUUGGAUAUCCAGGCGUUCGUCCAGCACCAGGAGAGGGAUAGGAAACCCUUCCUGUCGAACGAGCCGGAAAUCGAUGGACUGAUGAUAAAAGCAAUACAAGUGCUCAGGAUACAUCUGCUGGAAUUGGAGAAGGUGCAGGAGCUGUGCAAGGAUUUCUGCAACCGGUACAUCACGUGCCUGAAGGGGAAGAUGCAAUCCGAGAAUUUGCUGCGAUCCGAUUAUCCCCAAGGGCCCGGCCAGGUUAUGGGCAUGGAGAGCAAUAACAAUAACAGUAUGAUGUCGCACGCCAACUCGGAGAGCUCGGAUUCGAACAGCCCCGUUCAAUACGCAAUCAGUCCUUCGCAGCCGCCGGUGGUGCCUCCUCAGAGCAGUCAGAUUGAUGUUAAUACCUUCAAUCUGCACCAAUACCAGCAGCAACAACAACAGCAGCAGCAACAGCAGACGGUCGCUGCUGCUGCUGCAGCCGCGGCGGCCGCCGUUGUUGCCCAGCAGCACGUCGCUCCCAGCGCCGCUUCCUGUGAUAAUUUAGUCGUCCAUGGGAGCACCCCGUUAAGUCAAAUCGGGGCGAACAUUUGCGCGGCCAGCGAAAGCUCGGGCCCUCUGUCGCCUGCUCCGACGACACCUGGGGGCUCCGGCGACGACUGCGACAGUGACUUCCCUAUGAGACGAGGCCGUAAACAGAAACGCGGAGUGUUACCGAAACAUGCUACAAGCGUCAUGAGAUCAUGGCUCUUCCAGCAUCUAGUUCAUCCGUAUCCGACUGAAGACGAGAAGCGUCACAUAGCUGCACAAACUAACCUGACCCUGCUCCAAGUGAACAACUGGUUCAUAAACGCGAGGAGACGAAUCCUUCAACCCAUGCUGGAUGCUAGCGCACCUCCGGACAACUCGAGCAGCACGGGAUCCCCCAGUCACAAGAAGAAAAAAGGCCAUAACAACAACAGGAGGUUCUGGCCUCAAGACUUCUCAACCAUGCCGGCCCACAUGGAUAGCUCACUGCUAUCAAGUUCGGACGAUGAAGGGGACUCCUACAGCAGCGACGGCGAUGAGAGCAAUUUAGUGAUAGACGCGCAAGCACCAACGCACGAGAACCAAAACGGUCACCAGGUGGACGCUCUUGCAUUCUCCGGAAGUCCCGAUUCGAAAUAAUUGGACUUACUUAGGAUUAGUUGGAAAUCGCCAGAAGAGCUCGUCCGGAGGUUGUCGUUUUUUCUUCCUCUCUGAUAAAAUACCCAAAAGGGAAGAAAAAAGGACGUCCCGAAACCCGCCGCUUUCUCUGUAUUAUAAUCCUACAAAUUCAGGGAACUCCGGUCGAUCGCUUCCCAACAAUUAUUAAUUAGAAAAAAGGCUGAUGAAGAUUUACUUUUCUAUGUUUAAUGAUGAUGCCGAUGGUGCAGAUGAUGUAAGGGGGAACGAACGAUGGUUGUUGUUGCAUCCCCCCCGGUAUUGAUCUCGUCGUCACAAGGGAAAUACUACUAUUUAAAAGAUUUCGGCGCAGAAGUAAAACUCUCUUCUUAUAAUGGUUAUUACAAAACAAACAGUUCUUAUAUUAUAUAUAUCGUUCGUUAUUCGUUAAAAUUCCUCACGAAGCAACUUGUAUACGUAAACAUACCUCAAUUUUCAUUAUUUAUAUAAUAUUUAACAAAAAAAAAGAAGAAAAUAUUAAAGAAGAAAGAAGAAAAAAAAAACAAGAAGAUAAUAAAUAAAUAUAUAUAUUUAACCGCGAAUUGGAUCCAAUCGGAGCCAAUCCACAAAAAGAAAAUAUUCGUUUUUGAAAAUGAAGAAGAAGAAGAAUAA
Nicrophorus vespilloides is the source of this 2635-nucleotide messenger RNA. RefSeq names its product homeobox protein Meis3-like. Lineage: Eukaryota; Metazoa; Arthropoda; Insecta; Coleoptera; Silphidae. Bases 578 to 1987 code for a protein of 469 amino acids. Gene Ontology annotation, molecular function: DNA-binding transcription factor activity, RNA polymerase II-specific; RNA polymerase II cis-regulatory region sequence-specific DNA binding. Gene Ontology annotation, biological process: regulation of transcription by RNA polymerase II. The transcript has 8 exons. The record is from RefSeq and is a predicted model, not a curated record.